Messenger RNA from Chondrus crispus (carragheen), 249 nucleotides. RefSeq lists its product as hypothetical. The transcript has a single exon. The record is from RefSeq and is a predicted model, not a curated record. Bases 1 to 249 code for a protein of 82 amino acids. Lineage: Eukaryota; Rhodophyta; Florideophyceae; Gigartinales; Gigartinaceae.
AUGCACCUGCCAUCUCGAAAAGGCAACACAACCCUACGAAGCACCUCUCUGCCGACUACUUUCCUGAAAAUGGCUUCCACACCUCAAUGCCACGUGCGCCGUUCUCCGCGCCUCUGGCGCAUCUCUCCGACUCCCACCAUUCGGAAGACGGGGGCCACCAACGCAAAGUCUCUCACUAUUGCUUCCUCGUCUGCAGCGGGCGUUUCUGACCAAAUAUUAUCCCCCCCUCCAUACGGUAUGUACGACUGA